Molecule: messenger RNA, 995 nt
Organism: Vitis vinifera (wine grape)
Lineage: Eukaryota; Viridiplantae; Streptophyta; Magnoliopsida; Vitales; Vitaceae
Product: UPF0235 protein At5g63440
Exons: 7
Coding region: 162-860 (232 amino acids)
Source: RefSeq, a predicted model, not a curated record
GAGCUUUUGAACUUAUGAUAAGCGGGUCCAAAGACGCCCUUAAACUACUAGUGCGUGCGCAAUGAACAAGAAGACCUUUUUCUUUCUUUUUCUUCACAUACAUCCCGGCUAAAACUCCUGUACAAUCUAAGAAUCAAUCAGAGAGAGAGAGCAUAGGAGAGAUGCCAAAGAGAACUACGCACACCUACUCGAGCGAAGACGCCGCCCCAGAUGGCCCUGAGUCCGAUCUCUUCGUCUACUAUUGCAAGCACUGUGGAUCUCAUGUCCUCAUCACUGAUACCCAAUUGCAGAAAGUGCCUAAGAGGAAAACUGACAGAUCUUAUGUGUUGGACAAAACGAAGCAUCUUGCAAGGCUAAAUAUCAAUGAAGCAGGAAAAGUUCUUUUAAAACGUGGUGAAGGGAAGUUGGAAAAGCAAUUCCGUAUGAACUGCAUGGGUUGUGGACUGUUUGUUUGCUACCGCUCUGAGGAAGAUUUGGAAAGUGCUACUUUCAUUUAUGUUGUUGAUGGUGCGCUUAGUACAGUUGCUGCUGAAACCAACCCACAGGAUGCUCCUGUGCCUCCUUGCAUAUCACAGUUAGAAGGGGGGCUUGUCCAAGUGGCAAUAGAGGUGGAAGACCGUGCACAACGCUCUGCAAUUACAAGGGUGAAUGCAGAUGAUGUUCGAGUGACUGUAGCUGCGCCUGCAGCCCGUGGGGAAGCUAACAAUGAACUUUUGGAAUUCAUGGGCAAAGUACUGGGUCUAAGACUGAGCCAGAUGACUCUUCAGAGGGGGUGGAAUAACAAGUCGAAGCUCCUAGUGGUGGAGGACUUAUCUGCAAGGCAGGUGUAUGAGAAACUUUUGGAGGCUGUACAACCUUGAGACCGCUUUUUGGGGUGCAUCCAGAGCCAUAUUCUCAUAAUAGUGCUGAAAAGCACUUUUGUAAUUUUGAUUGGUAACAAGCCCUUGAUUUUACCGUCCAGCUAACCUAUAAAUAUGGUGAUUUUGUACUUGGUC